CGAAUUCCGACAUGCCGGGCACUCCGGAAGCCUAGUACGCGCCAGCCCCGGGGUGGAACUCUUUGGUCUUUGUCAGACUCCCGCUUACUGUUGCCAACUUUUGCUUACUGUCGCGGGGUUCUUACUGGCACCGAUAAAGCUGUGACAGGCUUUAAAAAGUCGGUAGGACUACUUACCUAGACUCGAACGAAACGCCAUGGUUGCCUACAAAGCUCCAGAAAAUGCCUCUCCUCAAAUGCAAGCCUUCACUGCAUACAUCAACGCUGUUGCAGCGUUCGAUAGUGAGGGCGUCUCGGCAAACUUAGAUGACGAGGCAUUUGAGUUCAACCUCCUUCCUCAAGCAAUGGCUAUCUCGAAACUGAAGAAGCAGGAAUUUGUUGCCUUUCUUCAAGCGACAAUUUUUGGUUGGUUUAUUAAUAGUGAUUUUUCUGUGAUAGUUCAUGAGAUUAUAGAAGCUGGUGAUGCGCUUACAGCACAUGUCCAAUCGGAUGGCGUCUCCAAGCUCGGUACGCCAUGGAACAACGAAUAUAUCUUGAUGUUGCGAUUCGUGCCAUCAAAGACGCCGGGUGAGCUGCCAAAGAUCGGCAUGUAUAAGGAAUUUUUGAAUUCAGCUUUUGUUCGUGAUUUCAAAACUGAGGAGAAAAAAAGAGAGGCGAAGGAGUGAAUGCUUAUACACAGUUAUCCAGACGACGGCCUGCGACCUUUCAUGUAGUAUUGAUAAAAUAAUUGUCCGACAUGAUGCUUCAACUGUCUUUCCC
Molecule: messenger RNA, 758 nt
Organism: Guyanagaster necrorhizus
Lineage: Eukaryota; Fungi; Basidiomycota; Agaricomycetes; Agaricales; Physalacriaceae
Exons: 3
Coding region: 197-664 (155 amino acids)
Source: RefSeq, a predicted model, not a curated record